Scylla paramamosain (green mud crab) is the source of this 1787-nucleotide messenger RNA. RefSeq names its product folliculin-interacting protein 2-like. The record is from RefSeq and is a predicted model, not a curated record. NCBI's taxonomy places the organism in Eukaryota, Metazoa, Arthropoda, Malacostraca, Decapoda, Portunidae. The coding region runs from base 67 to 1059 and encodes 330 amino acids. Gene Ontology annotation, cellular component: cytoplasm. The transcript has 9 exons. Gene Ontology annotation, molecular function: protein-folding chaperone binding; ATPase inhibitor activity.
GGAUGGGGGAGAGGUGAGGAGAGGGUGAACGAAACGAGUCUCACAGUAAGAUGGUUGGCUCGAGUGAUGGACUUAUGGCACAAGCUCUUCACAAUUCGCAAGAAAAAUGAGCCAAACCGACCCCACAAAGCGACCACGAGUAGGGGCGAGAGGGUGGCGCAGCAAGAUUCAUCCCCGUUGCUACUUCAGGAGAACGGCAUAAGGGUGCUUCUCUUCAGGGAGUGUAACACGAGGGGACGGAAGCUUCUUUAUGACUCAAAAACCGUGGUGCAGGUGCCUUUAGGGGAUGCCGCCCCCCACGCCUCCUCUGCAGCCCCCAAGGCACUGUUCAAAGGGAGCUGGGGGAGUGUGGGGCCCCCUGCGCAGCUCCCAAGCCAUAAAUGCCCCGUGGGAAGGACAGCGGGGCAGAGAAAUGAUGCGUUUGCUGAAAUCAGUGGCGGGUAUGGCUAUCAGUACCAGCAGAAGGAAGGGGACACUAAGGUAGUCGGGGAGCUGGUGUUUGGUUCCGUGGACUUGGCUUACCGCGGCUCCUGUUCCAAGCUUCACCUUCUGCAGGAACCCUCCCAACGUGUUCUCCUGUCCCGCACCGCCCCUGCUCCCACCUCACACCUGCCCCGCCACCCCGCUGCCAGUGACCCGGGGAUAGAAGACAGCUCGUUCAGCUCAUCAGUUAGCUCGUUAAGUGAUGCUGCAGCUACAUCCGGGUCCCUGGAGGUGCCGUGGGGCGCUGGAGGGGCGCACACACUGGCUAUAAGAGUUCCCCAGUGCCUCGGAUCGUCUCUGAGUGAGGGAGAUUCUGGCUUUGGUGGGCCACCGUCGGCAUAUUCUUCCACGUGUGGCUCGUUCCUGUCACCUGCGUCUGUGCCCAGUACCCCGCAUGGCACUCCCUCCUCCCGGCAAGGGUCAGGAAACAGCCUCAAGAAUUCUGGGAGCCUGAACAGCCUGCAGCGACGAUUUCUGCGCAGCGUCAACACAUCCCUGGAGGCGCUGGGGGUGAUGGAGGAAGGUGGGGGGAGGGGGCGCGUCACCCAGCCACCACAGCCAAAAACGAGCAACUAAGCUUGGGUUGGCUGUGAUUAUGGAUUUGCAAGGCCAGCACCACCAGCAGGAGAGUGUCGAGGACUGGCUGUUCCUGCACCUGGGAGUUAUAGAAGGUGCCAUCAAUAAGCUACAAACAGCCUUGCACUCUGCUUACCUACACAGCCAGACCUUUGUCUCCACCACACACGCUGCUGUCUCCAAACUACAGCAGGAUCUGUUGGACCUGGUGAGUGGGCCCAGAUUGGUACGUCCCGUGUGGCUGGGGCUCCUGGGACAGUCUGCAGUGGCGGCCGAGCGUCAUGCCCUCUGCUGUUCCUUCGUCGACACCCUGGCUAGCGUUCUCACUGCCUUCGACACCAAACAUACCAAUUUCUUUGUAAGUAAAUUGCUGACAGCGGUGUUGACGCAUCACCUUGGUUGGGUGUCCACUGUGGCCCCUAGUGAUCCCCCUCCUCUUGCCAUCACCACCACCAUCACCACCUGUCACCGCCACCACUGCCACCACCACCACCACCACAGCAGGCAGCACCAAUCAGAUUCCUGCGUUGUCUCCUCAGCAUUCGUGGGCUGAACGGCUUAACGAGUCUCAACCCAUACAGUGCGGUGUGGGCCCAGUUAUGUGAGCUGAGGUGGGACAGUGGGCUAUCCUCCCAGGACAGCACGUACUGUUCUCUUGGGCUCCCAAUACUACCUUGCUGCAGCACCUUCUUACUGUUCUGUCUUACGUCAUCAGGUGUUCCCAGGUA